AUGGCCUCUUUUUCUUCUUAUGGUUCAGAUUUUUCCUAUGUGAGUGCACCCACUAGUCCUGAUGCACUGAGAAUGAGCAAUGCCUCGUUAUACAGUGCACCGGCUAGUCCCUGCAGAGAGAAUGCAUAUCCUCCAUACAAUCUUGAUGCUGGUAAAUUAAACCCGAUAGGAUCAUGUGAGCAGAUGAGCUCUGAUUCUGAUCUAGACUUCGAGUUCAACACAAGUUGGAGGUAUGUUCUCAAUGCGGGUGAGUUUAUCGAGAGCCUAGAACUCGAGUCCCCACUCCAUAAGAAAUCGAGGCCAAGGAGUGACUCACCCCCUUCAAUGGCUUUUGCUGAUGAGCUCUUCUGUGAUGGGAAAGUGAUGCCUCUGAAGCCUCCACCUUGUCCCUGUUAUGAGAGCAAGAGUGGAAAUCAAAGUCCUAUAGGUUCACCUUCACCGAGGUCCCCGAGAUCAGGCUUUAAGGUCUCGUUCCAGCGCAGGGCUCUGUGGAACGAUGACUUCGACCCGUUCAAGGUGGCACUGGAGAAUGUCAAGGGAGACAGCGGGGCAAGAAGGACGACACAGGCUAAUGAUCACAGGCGGACUCGGUCGCUCUCACCAUUCAGGGGCUUCAAAGCCAAGAGUCCACGGAGGUCCACUGACUCGAGGGGGAGGAACCACCAGGAAUACCAGCGAGAAACAUCUCGAGCACCUGUAAAACCGCCGGUCGAGCCAAUGGAUGAGGCCAAUCCGCCCAUUUCCAAGUGGGUGCCUAACCAAAGAAAACAAACGAGUCUUCAACUGCAAGAUCAAAAUAUAUUACAGAGCCCAAAACAACGAGAACCACAUGGCAAAGUUGAGGAGGGCAAGAGGGAAAAUGGGGAGUGCAUUGUGAGGGAGAGUAAGAGGCAAAGGAUCAGGAAGUUUCUGCUGAGGAGUACAUCGUCAUCAUCCACCGGAAGAAAAGUAGGUGAUGAGAAGGUAAGAUCUAUCUGGAGGCCCAAUGUCAAUAUCCUGAAAAGAUUGAGCUUCAAGUCAACUGGAAAUGGUGGAGCAACUACUCAGAAAGAUGAGCAGAGAAGAGUGUCAACAGUGGUUAAGAUGACACUUGUACAGUACAGGCCAAGGCUGUUCCUUUGCUUGGGUUAUAAUAUGAAAAGAAGGUCAAGGUAUAUGUAG
This is a messenger RNA of Eucalyptus grandis, 1161 nucleotides long. RefSeq lists its product as uncharacterized. The record is from RefSeq and is a predicted model, not a curated record. The transcript is spliced from 2 exons. The coding region runs from base 1 to 1161 and encodes 386 amino acids. Lineage: Eukaryota; Viridiplantae; Streptophyta; Magnoliopsida; Myrtales; Myrtaceae.